Danio aesculapii is the source of this 999-nucleotide messenger RNA. RefSeq names its product sperm-tail PG-rich repeat containing 1 (gene stpg1). The record is from RefSeq and is a predicted model, not a curated record. The transcript has 8 exons. Gene Ontology annotation, molecular function: chromatin binding; histone binding. The coding region runs from base 23 to 985 and encodes 320 amino acids. Gene Ontology annotation, cellular component: germinal vesicle; male pronucleus; female pronucleus. Lineage: Eukaryota; Metazoa; Chordata; Actinopteri; Cypriniformes; Danionidae. Gene Ontology annotation, biological process: epigenetic programing of male pronucleus.
UACUUUUCAGGGAAAGCAAGGCAUGGGUAAACUACACAAGGGCCUCAAUGAAUUUCAUGGAUGUGCUUCAUCCAUUCCUCCAAAGUAUCAGACAGUCAUCAUCAGUAAUGAAGAGAAGAAAGGCUUUUCCUCACAGUCCAGGAGGUUUGAAGAAUACCUGAAUGAGAGUCCGGGUCCUGGUUCAUAUCUCUCACAUUCGCCUGCAGAAGGCUGCAGUCCUUCAUUCUCUAAGAGAGGAACGGGCAGCUUUGCUUCAAAAGGUGGUCGUGUGCCCAGGAGCUUUCAGAGAUUAAGCCCAGGACCCGACGCUUAUAACCUCCAGAUGUCUCUGCUUCACAAGCAUGAUUUUAACAGAGGAGAAUCCAGAAUCUUCCGUCUGCCUUACGCACUGAAGAAGGAAAAGCCAAACGAUGAAAAUCCAGCACCAAAUCAAUAUGACGUGUCUUUUAGAGCUGUGGACAAAAAUUCUACCAUUUCUGGUAAAAGUGCUUUUCGCUCCAAAACCAAACGGAGUGCCUUUGUCCUGGACAAGUUUAAAGGACCCUCUCCUUGCCACUAUAAAGUGAGUGAUGUUUUGGUCCAGAAGUCUCCUCAAGUUCUUGUCUCCUGUUUUAAAUCCAAAACUGCCCGAAUCCAGUCUCCAGUCAGAAACAAUAUCCCCGGUCCUGGUUCUUACAACCCUCAUCACCCUCCAGAGGCCAUGAAGAGAACCGUUCUCCCAAGGAGGUACUAUUUGGGAUUAUCUGCACCACCUUUGAUACCAGAAAAAGUCCCUCCUUUCCCCGGACCGGGACACUAUGACAUAGUGAACUACAAUCGUCCCGUCAAACACAUGGUGUCCAGCGCCGCCUUCCUAUCUGGAACAAACAGGCACAUGCAGGAAGUCAAAGGACAGGAUAUACCCGGUCCAGGUUUCUAUGAACCCACAGUCCUUUCCAAGACAUCGUUCUUGUAUAAUCCUGCAAAACUGUGGAUUCCAGCUUAAACAAACGUCAUUAC